Molecule: messenger RNA, 738 nt
Organism: Capsella rubella
Lineage: Eukaryota; Viridiplantae; Streptophyta; Magnoliopsida; Brassicales; Brassicaceae
Exons: 1
Coding region: 1-738 (245 amino acids)
Source: RefSeq, a predicted model, not a curated record
AUGGGAGACAACAAUCCAAUUACACCAUCGAUCCAUUGUCCAAUGCUAACGUUAACGAAUUACACGAUUUGGGCGUUGAGGAUGAAGGUGUUGCUUCGAGUCAGCGAAGUAUGGGAAACAAUAGAACCCGGUUCCGAUGAUGUUAAGAAGAACGAUGAGGCAACCGCUCUAUUGUUUCAAUCGAUUCCUGAGACGUUGAUUUUGCAGAUCGGAGUGCAAAACUCAGCGAAGAACUUGUGGGAUGCCGCGAAGUCUCGUCACCAAGGAGCAGACCGUGUGAAAGAAGCAAGACUUCAGACCCUAAAGGCAGAACUCGAUCUGUUAAAGAUGGGAGAUGCUGAAUUGGUAGAUGAGUUUAUAGGGAAGAUAUCAGGUCUUGCUGCUCAAUCAGCUUCUUUAGGAGAAACACUUGAUGAAACAAGACUUUUGAAGAAGUUUUUGUCCGCACUUCCUGAAAAAUUUAUUCACAUCGUAGCUACACUUGAGCAAGUCCUUGAUUUAAAUACAACAAGCUUUGAAGAUAUUGUUGGAAGGAUCAAAGCUUAUGAAGAUCGUGUUGGGAAGCAAACCCAAAGUGACGACCAAGGAAAACUAAUGUUUUCUAACACCAAUAACCGUGGAGGGUAUGGUGGGAACCGAGGAGCUAAAGGUAGAGGCGAUGCCGGAAAAGGAAGCUCCGGUAGAAGUAGAGAAAGACGAAGAUCUAAUGGUCAAAACCAAGGAGGAGAGAACUCAUAG